Hevea brasiliensis (rubber tree) is the source of this 828-nucleotide messenger RNA. Its product is annotated as BURP domain protein RD22-like. The transcript is spliced from 2 exons. Bases 1 to 792 code for a protein of 263 amino acids. The record is from RefSeq and is a predicted model, not a curated record. Lineage: Eukaryota; Viridiplantae; Streptophyta; Magnoliopsida; Malpighiales; Euphorbiaceae.
AUGCCCAAAGCUCUACAAGACCUUUUACAGCCUGAAUUCAAGAAUGGAAUUUCAACCUCCACUGGGGAUGGGGGAUCUUACGAGAACAGGUAUGGAACUGCAUAUUGGCCAGAAUUGAGAAAAUCUAAUAAAGUUUUCAUACCAAGUAAAACCACCAUAUUCUUCUUAUAUGAUGAUCUCCUUCCUCACAAAAUCAUGACCCUUAAUUUUACUAAAUCAAACAAAACCUCCAAUUUCUUGCCAAGAAAAAUUGCUGAAACCAUACCAUUUUCAAGCAAUAUGUUACCACAAAUUCUCAAAUAUUUUUCAAUAAAACCUUCGUCAAAGGAAGCUCAAUUUGCAAAACGAACAAUUGAAGACUGUGAGGCACCAAAUAUUAGGGGAGAAAAUAAAUAUUGUGCUACCUCUUUAGAAUCACUAGUUGAUUUUGUCAUUACAAAGUUUGGGAAGAAAGUUCAGGCGCUUGCGAAUGAGGCAGAAAAGGAGAAUAGAGAACAGGAGUAUACUAUUUUAAAGGGAAUCAAAAUGAUUGGAGAUAAACAAAUAGUGUGCCACAAGCAGAGAUAUGCAUAUGCUGUAUUUUACUGUCAUACAAUCAAUGCCACAAAGGCUUACACGAUUCCACUGGAAGGCGUUGAUGGCUCCAAAGCUAAAGCCAUUGCAGUUUGCCACGCAGAUACAUCAGCUUGGAACCCCAAGCACAUUGCCUUCCAGAUCCUGAAGGUUAAGCCUGGAGGACCUCCAGUUUGUCACUUCCUUAAUUGUGAUACCAUUGUUUGGGUACCCAACUAGAUUAUGUUUAGUAAGAUGUAAUCGAAAUUAUAAUAA